This is a messenger RNA of Amphibalanus amphitrite, 1569 nucleotides long. It is a transcript of the gene MED27, whose product is annotated as mediator of RNA polymerase II transcription subunit 27-like. Lineage: Eukaryota; Metazoa; Arthropoda; Thecostraca; Balanomorpha; Balanidae. The coding region runs from base 226 to 1140 and encodes 304 amino acids. Gene Ontology annotation, cellular component: mediator complex. The record is from RefSeq and is a predicted model, not a curated record. The transcript is spliced from 3 exons. Gene Ontology annotation, molecular function: transcription coactivator activity. Gene Ontology annotation, biological process: regulation of transcription by RNA polymerase II.
AUCAUGGCACAAGCCAUUAUUUUACUUGUGUGCUGUAAAAGAGUGUGAUAAACUGUCAGAAAGCAAGAAAACAAUUGAGGUCUUGGACAACAUUGAAGAGCACAUCUAUAUUGAAAGUCUUUUUGAUUUCAGAAAAAGGCUAAGACAGCUCAUAAUAGUCAUAGCUCAUCAUGCUGGACCUCCAGCACUGCACUGAGUCCCGGAGGCCUCUGACUGUCCAGCACCAUGGCUGAGAAGACGGUGGAGUCGCUGUCGAAGGCUCUGGACUGCGUGCAGCAGCUGAGGACCAGUGUCUGUGACGUGUUCCGCUACAUGACCGAGGGUAACUCGGAGUCGGGGGACGAUGACACGCAGCGCAAGCAGUACGUCAUCAACCUGAAGGAGACGCUGAACACGGUGACGCGGCGACUGCAUGAUGUGGAGGAGAGCGUCAACAAGCUGUCGGUGCCGUCCGGCGCCUUUCAGCUGGGGAACACCGGCUUCCUCAGUCUGGAUCCAACGCUGGACAUGCAGGUACUGUACGGCCGCCUGCUGGACAGCUACAAGUGGACGGAGAAGGUGCGCGACUACUCGGCGUUCGCGGUGCCCAUCUGGGCACAGAACGGCGUCAAGCGCUCGCAGCAGACGGCCCUGGUGCGGAAGCGGCGCAUGGCGCAGACGAGCCACUGCCAGCCGCCGCAGCAUGUGGACGCCAUACUGAAAACCAUCGGCGGCACCUUCAACGGCAUGCAGCUGAGCAUCAGCCGGCCCUACGGCACCAACUCGGCCGUCGUACAGGUGGACCUCGACCACGUCCUGAAGGCGGUCAUCACCUUCAAGGGCCUGCUGAUCGAGUGGGUGCUGAUCCGCGGCUACGACGAGCCCAUGCUGACAGAGGACGGGCGUGUGGACCUGUGGACGCCCUCCGAUUACCACGUGUUCCGGAAGGUGUCGGAGAACGCCCAGGCGGCGAUGGUGCACUACUACGGGCCGUUAUACCCCGAGUUCUCGCUACGCUCCUACCUCACCUGGAUCUACAGCUACAUGAAGCUGUUCUCGGAGCCGUGCGUCAAGUGCGGCAGUCGCCUGCUGAACGCGAUGCCGCCCACCUGGCGGGAUCUCAAGACGCUGCAGCCCUAUCACGAGGACUGCAAGUCGUGAGCUGCGCUGGUCACGGGGUCUAUACAUAAACUGUGGGGAGGGUGGGUUGUGAUCUGUGCUGAUGAAACGGAGGGCAAUGGACAGGGACCACAGAAUACUGGGCCAGGGAUGAGCUACACUUGGCUGUUCUGUUUUGAAGCGGUGUGAGCCGAGAUGGGCACAACAGCUUCGCCGUCGGAGCAGUCUUAAACUCAAAGAAGCAAGGCGUGCUUAUCGGUGAGUACAUACAGACGCUCCGUACCGCUUGAAUCGCUCUGAGGGUCGCUAGGCUAUCGCCUAUGACGUGCUCUGGCCUGGCUAGUAGUGCUCUGGUAGUGCUCGCCUCGACUAGUAGUGCUCGGACAUGACUGUUGCAGCCGCUGUUCUGAUACAGUUGUGGCGCAAACCAUGGGCCUAGUCCCCUUGUGCCCGGGUUACCGUUCUUUUUUU